AUGAACUACAAGAACUACAGCAGUUACAGGAAGUACAGCAACUACAGGAACUACAAGAACUACAGCAACUACAAGAACUACAGCAACUACAAGAACUACAGGAACUACAGCAACUACAAGAACUACAGCAACUACACGAACUACAGCAACUACAAUAACUACAGCAACUACAAGAACUACAGGAACUACAGCAACUACAGCAACUACAGAAACUACAGCAACUAUAGGAACUACAAGAACUACAGCAACUACAGAAACUACAGCAACUACACUAACUACAGGAACUACAAGAACUACAGCUACUAUAGGAACUACAGAAACUACAAGAACUACAGCAACUACAAGAACUACAGCAACUACAGGAACCACAGCAACUACAGGAACUACAGCAACUACAGGAACUACAGCAACUACAGGAACUACAGCAACUACAGCAACUACAGGAACUACAGCAACUACAGCAACUACAGGAACUACAGCAACUACAGCAACUACAGCAACUACAAGAACUACAGGGACUACAGCAACUACAAGAACUACAGGGACUACAGAAACUACAAGAACUACAGUGACUACAGCAACUACAAGAACUACAGCAACUACAGGAACUACAGAAACUACAGCAACUACUGCAACUACAGGAACAACUACUGGAACUACACAAACUCCAGUAGCUGCAGGAUGACCAAAUCGUCUCCAAAGAGUUGA
Molecule: messenger RNA, 708 nt
Organism: Knipowitschia caucasica
Lineage: Eukaryota; Metazoa; Chordata; Actinopteri; Gobiiformes; Gobiidae
Source: the annotation of a GenBank genome assembly